Molecule: messenger RNA, 486 nt
Organism: Vitis riparia (riverbank grape)
Lineage: Eukaryota; Viridiplantae; Streptophyta; Magnoliopsida; Vitales; Vitaceae
Product: anthocyanidin 3-O-glucosyltransferase 2-like
Exons: 3
Coding region: 1-486 (161 amino acids)
Molecular function (GO): UDP-glycosyltransferase activity
Source: RefSeq, a predicted model, not a curated record
AUGGAGCUCGAAUCUCGAGCAGUCAACUCAUUUUGUAGUGUUGCAGUCCCUCCGGUAUACGCGGUGGGGCCUAUUCUUAAUGCUCAAUUCGAGUCGGUCAGGGAAGCUUUGGUCUUUGCUUUGGGAGUGAAGGAAAGCUUUGGUCUUGACCAAACGCUGUAUUUCUCUGCUGCUGAAAGGGAUCGAACCCCUCAUCAAAAAGGUGCAUAUGCGUCCGAAACUCCACCAAAAGGUAAGAUGGAUUUUCCUAGUGAUUAUGUAAAUUUUGAUGAAGUUAUAUUGGAAGGGUUCUUGGAUCGGAUGGCUAGGAUCGGAAAGGUGAUUGGAUGGGCUCCACAAAUGGCCAUCCUAGCCCAUCCUGCAAUUGGAGGAUUUGUAUCUCAUUGUGGGUGGAAUUCCAUCUUAGAGAGCCUAUGGUAUGGAGUUCCAACAGCUGCACGGUCAAUGUAUGCAGACCAACAACUUAAUGCUUUCCAAAUUGUGUGA